UUUAUGAAAGAAAUAUUGUCAACUUAAAUAUAGGGAAAGAAAGAAUAAAGGGAAUCAUAUUUAAAUAUGAAAGAAAUAUUGUCAACUUAAAUAUAAGGAAAAAAAUAUAAAAAUAAAGAAAUAUGAAAAGAAAUAUAGGGAAAGAAAUAUGAAAGAAAUAUUGUCAACUUAAAUAUAGGGAAAGAAAGAAUAAAGAAAGAAUAAAGGGGAAAGAAAGAGAUACAAAACCUUUCAUCUAGAGUACACAAGAGAGAGAGAGAGAAACAAUGAUGAUAUCUGAUCUUCCGGCAGAUUUGCUAGAUGAAAUACUCUCUAGGGUUCCGGCCACAUCUCUAAUACGAUUGAGAUCUACUUGCAAACAAUGGUACAAUUUAUUCAAAGACCAAAUGUUCGCCGAAAAGCACCUUCGUAACGUUCCAAAGCAGCUUCGUGUUCUCACACUGAAGGAAAAUAGGCUUUUUCUGCCGAGCGUAGAUCUGAACUUUGUUCCUCCUUCUAUUGAAUUUAGCGAUGAACUUAGCCUAAAUAAUUCUAAUAAUUCAGAAGAGGUCCAUAUAGACUCAGCUUUUCACUGCGAUGGUUUAUUGUUAUGCACCACCAGGGAUGAACUCGUGGUUUGGAAUCCUUGUUUAGGUGAAACCAUGUGGAUCAAACACAGCGAAGGCAGCAAAAGGGUUAAAGAGAGAAAGCCUAUGUAUGCUUUAGGAUACGAGAACAACCAGUCUUGCCGCAGCUACAAAAUCUUGAUGUUUUGGGAUUGUGACGAAUUAUACGACGGCCAAGUCGAUGGAUUUAAAGUCUAUGAUUUUAACUCUAAUGCGUGGAGAGUUGUUAAUUAUCCCAACUGCUUCAUAAUGAAUUCUCAUGGCGUGAAUUUGAAAGGAAAUGGUUACUGGAAUGCUUAUGAUGACAACUACGUCGACUACAUACUCAGCUUUCAUUUUACAGGAGAGAGAUUUAUACGUUUGUGUUUACCUCCCCCAUCUCAGGGCUGCAUGUAUACGUCUCUAUCAGUUGUUAGAGAAGAACUCUCAGUGUUACGUUGUGUGAAAGGUUCAUCAAAGAUUGAGAUGUGGGUGACGACCAAUAAAAUGGAUACUUCUGCUUCAGAAUUGUCAUGGAGCAAAUCCUUUACAAUGAACUUUGGUUUUCCUGUCUUAGUUUACACGGGUCUUUUAAUCGACGAAGAUAAGAAAGUGGUCUUGUGUAAUACAAUUGUGGGGGACCACUUGAGGGGGGCAUGUACUAUUGGAGAGGAAGAUAAAUAUUACUCAGAAAUCGCUUUUGAAGGAAUGUCUUUAUCACAACCUCCUCAUAUUUUCAAUUAUGUUCCAAGUUUGGUUAGAAUCCAGGAAGGUACUGAAUUAGAUGUUUUUGGUAAAAGUCCUCGUAGGAGAGGGGAUGAUCCUCCUACAAGACGAGGUGAUACUGCAAUGUGUGAUCAUGACUUCCAGUUUUCACAAGAAAUUGAUGACAUGAUGUCCUAAUCAGAUGAAUGGAGAUAGAGUGCACUGAUUUUAGCAGUCGUCUUAGAAGCCGCGGUCGUGGGUGGAAGACGCAGUGUGUUAUCUUGUGACAAAAGUGAUCUCUCCUGAUAUUUAUAAUUUAUUCACCCGUUGAACCCCUCUCUUUGUCUCAUUAUAUCUUUGUAUAAUCAUCGUAGUUUCUGCGAACCUUGAAAUUUCAUUAUCACCUUGAACAAUAUCUCAGUUCUCAAAAAGGAACUCUUUGGCACUCUAUCUUCUUGUAUCUUGUGAACUUUUUUAGCUUUGGCAUUAAUUUUAAAGAUUUUAUUAAUUUCAGUUAGAACGUGUUUGUUUUCCACUUUGAGUGUUGAUUGUAUAGAUGAAGUUGUUCAGGUAAAAUAUUUCCAUACCAAUAAUAUCAUCUCACUGAUUCCAAAAAUAUAUGAUAUAGCGGAUUCCUCCAACUAGUAGAGCGGCGAAUUGAAUCCUGAAAAUCUGGAUAAAGACUUGAAUAUAAUACUGCAAGUAAGUCCUUCCCUCACGAUAUCCUCACUUUCGUGAUAAUUUCAAAACCAAGAGCACGCCAUAAAUCUACUGAAAAAGGUCAAGGCAAUAAAAUGU
Molecule: messenger RNA, 2087 nt
Organism: Brassica napus (rape)
Lineage: Eukaryota; Viridiplantae; Streptophyta; Magnoliopsida; Brassicales; Brassicaceae
Product: putative F-box only protein 9
Exons: 1
Coding region: 267-1487 (406 amino acids)
Molecular function (GO): protein binding
Source: RefSeq, a predicted model, not a curated record